AAAUCUCAUUUUCUGCUCUAGGUGCGAAAUAUACUAUUCCGUACCGUGACAAUAUUGAAGUAUCGUCAGUCAACUCUAUUGAGGGUGAGUCGACUGUGAAAAUAGAGGAGUUGAGAUAUAUGAAGAUGAUAAAUAAAAAAUAUGUUAGCGUCAAGUAUGACGGUAAGCUGGAAGUCACUCCUGCUUCACCCAAUGCGAACUUGCCGAGAUAUCACAACCAGUUCAAACAAUUGUAUCCUUAUUAUAGAAGGGAUGAUGAUUUGUAUUAUCAACUGUGGUUGAAGAAACAGAGGGAAGAAUGUUCGAGGUUGGGUCUACCAGAAUCGACUACAGUCGUUAAUGCUUCUUCAAAUGGAGAACAGAUUUUCAUCGAUGCUCCAGCAAAAGUUAUGAGUUAUACUGGUGUUGUGCGGUGCUUAAGAGAACAAGGUGUCAAUGAUCGAUUUCCUCCUCACUUCAAAACUGAUAUUUACUUAAAUGGAGUGGAGAUUAGCGAGAGAGAUUUUCCCAAGUAUUUCACAAUUGACGAAAGAAUAGUAUGGACUUGCAGAUAUAGGCUCGAUAGCUUCUAUAGGAUAGAGACGGAAUUUGUGAGCAACAACGGUGUGGAAAAUGUAUUCUUCGACAAUAGAGCAGAGAUUCAAUAUAUCUACUCAAUUGUAUUGCCAGAUGGAGUUAUCGGCGUUAGAUUCAGAGAAGUCAGAUAUUUUGAUAGCUCAGCAGGCAGGCCAAUCAAAUUUAUUGAAAAAAAAAAUCAAUUCGGACGACGGAUCUCUAUACGAGUUCGGGUCUGUGAAAGAUCUCGUAGUCUCCGGAUUUUCUUCAUCAAUAGAGAGUAUUCCAAAUGGGAAGAGAACAAUGAUCAGAGUUCAGGAUUUCUGAGAGUGGUGAAUAAGCUGAAAAUUCUGACACCUGAAGUUCGUUACAUGGAGACAUUUGAUGGAGUCUCAAUAAUAAAAGAUGAAACCGACCUCAGAGUUAUCGAGAUCAAAUACUUGGACCUCAAUAACCCAGAUGAAGUGGUAAAAUAUGGAGGAAAACUGGUUUUUGAUGAUAAAGACAAGGAAAAUGUUAAAUCAACAUAUUCGAAGGGAAUAAAAUCAAUUCAAAAGACGAUAGACGAUACUGCCGCUUUCAUUGGUGGCAAUAGCUAUAGCCCAAGGAGUCUACAAAUGAGAGAUUACGAUCCACUAAACUUGGUGCCGACUGGUGGAGGUCAAACAAAAUCUGAGAAGACAAUUAACUUCAAACCAUCAACGGAUGGAAUCCAGAUAACUAUGGACAUCACGCCAACACUUACCGAAUUAAUAACUUUUAAUGAAGUCAUUGAAUGUGAAUUCUUGGCCAACGAAAAGAUGCAUCCUGUAGUCAAAAUUUCCAUCAAAAAAAGCAGAGCAUCUGAGACAAGAGAAGAGCAAAUUGGUAUGAAAGAAAAUUAUAAACAAUCGAAAUAUUUCAAAUGGGUGGUGCGUGAAGUAUGGCAAUGCAAAAUCCCAAAUCAAGUGGAGCCCAUUCGAAGAAUUGUAACUGAACAGCACUUGAUAAAGGAUGCCAAUAAAUUUAUCUAUGAUCCAAUCCUCUCGAAAGUGUGGGUCGAACUGGUGGCUGAAAAGACUAUUUUAAAAAUAAAGGAUGUACGGUACUGGAAUCCAUCGAAUCAACAUACGAUAUAUCUGAAUGCGAGUAUAUCUCUAGCAGAAAGAGAAGUAAAGCUGAAGUCCGAGUUUUGGAUGAGUGGAAACAUGCCUUUCAACGGGCUUGAAAACCUUGGAGGAGGAAAUGCAGUCUUACAGGAUAUAUGGUUAGGACUCACCCUUACAGAACAAGAGGGGAAGGACAAAAAAACAGUAUCAAGAAAUGGACCUGAAUAUAAAUAUCCACUGAAAAGAAUCAGCUACCCAGAUUCAAUUCGCACAGUGACUUUCGAAAAAGGUUCUAGAGUGUUCCAGAUAGGCUCAAAAGCGUCGUCAGAAAUUCCAGCUUCCACUCAAAUAUGGUGUGACAUUGAAAACUCAAGAGAUUCGAAAUCACUCUUGGACUACGUUCCGAGAGUUAUAGAGUACAUAGAUGGUGAAAUGUUUCUACUGGACAUUGACUUGCUUAAAGAUGCUUUCACUAUUAUGAAAAAGGAAGUGUGGACAUGUUCUAAUGGCCAGAAAUCAAUCACCAGAAUUGACACAAUUAUGUGUGCUCAAGAUCCGAUUCAUGCAGUCAGAAGCCUCGGUGGUGUUGAAGUGGACAGUUUCGUUUUUAUCGAACAGGUUUCAUCAGCAGCAGUUACAGAGACAAUCUACAUUUUGGAUGGUAAAAUUGUAAAAUAUGGGGGAACCCCAUCUUCCAAAUCUCCUCCUUCAAAAGAUGAUGCUGUGUCAUUAUGUUCUACCCAGCCUGCAUAUAUUGACUUUCCUCCAGAUGAGCAACCUCCACCAAAAGGUGUAAGUUCCUAUCUCAAAAAAGUGGGCAAUUGUAUUUCUGAGAAGAUCUCUGAUUGGCUGAUAAGUUAUUCAUCGAAACGAAACUUGAGGAAAAUGAAGAGAUUUCAGAAAGAGGCAGCCGCUAAAUCAAGACAAAGUGUCGCCAAAUCAUCAGCCAGUAAAUCAACUGUUAAUAAUUGAUUGCAACCUUAAAUAUUAACAAUCAUAAGUUUCAUGAUUUGUGAUAAAAUGUUCCAAUCAUCCGUUGAUUCUCUUUUUAGGCUAUUCCUCGCGGGUAACAUUCAUCAUGUAUUUCAGUUCAUCCUGAUCAGCUGUUUGGUCAAUGUUUUCGUUCUUUGUGUUUAUCAUCAAAAUAAGUUAUCAGAACAUUUUAAAAAAUUCCAGCAUUUAUCACUUGGAAGAAAAUAAAUCUAACCUUUCUGAAACAUUAUUGGUCAUAACCUUUUCAGGUUGAGUUCAUCCACUACCUCUGUAGUGAAAGCCGUAGUGCAUUCGUGUGACGUCAGCACAGGUAGGGCUCUUACACUAAUAAAAAUUUGUUGAUCUCAGCUGAUCUAUAUCAGCUAGUGUUUCUAUUGGUGUAGGAGCCCUACCUGUGCUGACGUCAAACGAAUGCACUACAGAUUUCAGGUAGUGGUUGAGUUCAUCUGAUCUUAUAUAGGCAGUAUUUAGGCCUACUGAAAUCCAGUAGAACUGAGAUCCUCCACAUUCCUCUAGAAGAAAUUGAAUAAUUUGUUUCUUCUUUACUAUAUAUUAUCUUAUUAUUAGUCAUUUAUAGUUUUCCUUUGUCUUUAUUUUAUUUUAUUACAUUGUUUUUCUCUAUUUUAUUUUUUAGCUUUUCCUUUAAUGAAUAUUUGAGAUUUGAAACAUUCAUUUCCUUUUCAAAUUUCUCCUACAAGUCUCUUAAUAUAAACUCAACUCUAUCUUACGCACAGGCAAUAUGUUUCCUAUGAAACAUAUCCCUUAUUUAUUAUUUAUCAUUACAGCAACUUAUUAGUAAUUCAUAAACCUAGCAUUCAAAUUGAACACAAAAGUCAAAUUUAUUACAGGGUUUGUUUUAUUUUCAUAUAAUUUAGUGAAAUUGAGUUUAAAAUUAUAAUGUAUUAUUUUUAAAUGCUGAUAUUUUUGUUGUAUUUUUGGAGGGAAUAAAUUUGAUUUGAUUUGUCGUAUUUAAUAUUAUAUUAAUCACUAUUUAUAUAAUAUAUAUGAUAUCUUGUACCAUACAGUAUGGUUGGCUAAUUAUGUAGUAAUAUAAUUUUGUAACAUAGAAGUAUAUUACACCUCAUAUGUAUUGUUCCGUUAUUUAAAAGAAAUAUGAAUUUUUAAUAUUAGUUUUUUUUAGCAUUAAGUAGCUGGAAAAUGUGGCUAAUGACUUUUAUUUUCAUUAUUGUGACUGCAUAUGGCGGUGUUUAAAUGAGAAAUAUUUCUUUCUAUUCUUACAUUGUUAUAUUGUUGAGCCAUAGCAUUUGAUAAAUUUGGCUAAUAACUCAAUAUCUUUGUUUUGUUUUUUCUUGUAAUAUUGUACUGUUGUUUAUGAGAAACAAUAAAUUCUAUUCUAUUCUAUUACUACUAUUAUUUAUUAGUCUGUUAUCCAUGCUGAUGAACAUAAAACUGUUGUUUCAAGUUCAUUUUGUGAACUGUAAACUCCAAAUUUGUGUGAUUGUGUUGAUAAAAACAAGAUUGUAUAAGAUUGAGUUGGAAUAUUAUAAGGUUAUUCAUUUAUUGUAUUGUAAAAUUCACUAAUAAUAUCAAUAAAGAAACGAGUUACAGUUAAUCUUUACAU
Molecule: messenger RNA, 4218 nt
Organism: Nilaparvata lugens (brown planthopper)
Lineage: Eukaryota; Metazoa; Arthropoda; Insecta; Hemiptera; Delphacidae
Exons: 19
Coding region: 120-2615 (831 amino acids)
Source: RefSeq, a predicted model, not a curated record